Aspergillus welwitschiae is the source of this 591-nucleotide messenger RNA. Its product is annotated as med21 domain-containing protein. The record is from RefSeq and is a predicted model, not a curated record. Gene Ontology annotation, molecular function: transcription coregulator activity. Gene Ontology annotation, biological process: regulation of transcription by RNA polymerase II. NCBI's taxonomy places the organism in Eukaryota, Fungi, Ascomycota, Eurotiomycetes, Eurotiales, Aspergillaceae. The coding region runs from base 1 to 591 and encodes 196 amino acids. Gene Ontology annotation, cellular component: mediator complex. The transcript is spliced from 2 exons.
AUGGCAGACAUCUUAACCCAACUUCAAACCUGCCUCGACCAGCUCGCAACCCAAUUCUACGCGACUCUAUGCUACCUAACGACCUACCACGACAACAUCCCCGCGACGCCGCCUCCCACAAGCACAACCCCCAGCGCUGCGCCCCUACUGGCAAAAAUCCCCAAGAACGCAUCUACCCCCCCGGUCCCAGCGUCCGCGCCCCAAGCAGCACAAUCCCAAUCGCAAGCGUCGCCACCACCACCCGACACCACAAAUCCCCAAACCGGAGGGCAAAAUGCAGAUCAACAGCAACAAAGCCCAGAUGGUGAAGGUCUACCUGCGCCGGACAGCCCCGCUACAUUUGCAGCCAGACAACGGGAACUAGCGCGCGAUCUCGUCAUUAAGGAGCAGCAGAUCGAGUACUUAAUUAGUGUGUUGCCGGGGAUAGAUAGUAGUGAGGCGGAGCAGGAGAGGCGGAUCCGGGAGCUGGAGGGGGAGUUGAGGGUUGUGGAGGGGGUGAGGGAGGAGAGGAGACGCGAGUUGGGGGUGUUGAGGAGGAGGUUGGAGGGUGUUUUGGGGGUGGUGGAGAGGGGGAUUUAUUCUAGGGAGUAG